AUGGUCUUCCUCAGCACCUUCACUCCUGUACCGUCUCGCGUUCAAGAUGGCAGCGAGGACAUCCUUCCCGCUGCAUUGCUUUCAGGUGCCCCUAUGGAGCUGCAAGCUCGAACCGUCCGAAUCUACAAAGAGGCCAAGCCUGCAACGCAAUCCGGAGAUUUCAGGACGGAACGCUGGCGUAUGGAUUGGGAUAUUCUAGCAAAGGGUCAUCGCUGGGAGAAUCCUUUAAUGGGUUGGCAGUCGUCUGGAGACUUCAUGCAGGGCACGCACGUUAAUUUCAAGAGCAAGGAAGAUGCAAUUAACUUUGCCGAGAAACAAGGAUAUGACUAUUUUGUGCAGGAACCCAACUCUCGCAAAUUUACGCCGAAGGCCUACGCGAAUAACUUCCUUUACUCGCCGAAGGUGUUGAAACACAUUCGCACAAAGUAA
This is a messenger RNA of Metarhizium album ARSEF 1941, 429 nucleotides long. RefSeq names its product NADH dehydrogenase ubiquinone Fe-S protein 4, mitochondrial. Gene Ontology annotation, biological process: electron transport chain. The transcript has 2 exons. NCBI's taxonomy places the organism in Eukaryota, Fungi, Ascomycota, Sordariomycetes, Hypocreales, Clavicipitaceae. The record is from RefSeq and is a predicted model, not a curated record. The coding region runs from base 1 to 429 and encodes 142 amino acids.